AUGAAACAAACCAUGAAGAGGCAGAGUAUUCGCAAAACCAACAGAUCACAAGAGUUGGCAGAGUGCCUGAAACCAAAUCCUGUGUACUAUCCAAACCCAAUAACAUUCCAAAAAGCAAACCAGUUCAAUAAUGCCUCGCGUAAAAGGCCAUUAGAACUGUUGGAAGAUUUCAUUUCGCUAGACAAUGAUGAUGAUGAUGAUAAUCAAGGGUCGCACGGGAACGGGAAGGAAAGCGGGACCUCCACUGGUUGUGAUUCGUAUGUUCACUGGUUUCGCUCUGAUUUACGUGUUAACGACAAUAGAGGUCUUGCAUACGCUUACAGGAAGGCCCGGGCCGAAGAUCGGCCAAUACAUGGCCUUUACGUGAUAAAUGAACACGAUUGGGUGGCCCACAUGGAGAGUGGAUGGAAGUUGACGUUUAUCGUGGAGGCUCUCAAGGAAUUGGGGUCAAGUCUAUCGAAAUACGGAAUUGAGCUUCACGUCAGGCAAUUCGAACCGGACACGCCUCUAUUGUCGAACUCAAAGGCGUUUAGUGAGUGGUUUGUGCAUACUGUGGAAGAAAUCACAGGAACAGGCAACAGUACCCUUGUCACUGCCAAUUUGCAGUAUGAAGUGGACGAAUUGUACCGGGAUGGACGCAUUGCCAGGCUCGGUAAUACCCGUAAUAACUUCAAAUUAAGGUUGUUUCACGACCAAUGUAUUGUGAGGCCUGGUGCCUUGACCACAGGGAAAGGCUCCCAAUAUACCGUCUUCACCCCAUGGUACAAGAAAUGGGUAUCCUAUAUUGAACAUGAUAUAGAUGGGACCUUAAAGACCCCCCAUGGAUUGAAUCAUCCUACAGAUACCAAGGACUUCCAACAACUACCAAUUGACUACCAUUUACCGGAAAGAUUCACCUCCUACAUCCCAGAACAACAUUUGCACACCCCUCCGGCCACCGAAGCUGCAGCCUUGGAGGCCAUGAAAAAUUUCAUCGAGGGUAGGGGCACCAAGUACAACGAGAAUAAAGAUCUACUAGCCACCGACGGAACCUCGUUGCUCAGUGGCUACAUCACAAUCGGCAUCAUAAGCACAAGAACAAUUGUGCUCAGUGCCUAUCUGGCCAACAACCGCCACAUCAUGAAUAAAAACAAAGACGUCAAGAACAACAAUUCACUAGAGACAUUCAUCAAGGAAAUAGCAUGGAGAGACUUCUACAAACAUGUGCUAUGCCAUUGGCCGUUUUUAUCAAUGGACCUACCGUUCAAGUUCGAAACUUUGAACAUCAAGUGGCAGCAAGACACCACCCAUUUCGAGCAAUGGUGUUACGGAGAGACAGGCGUCCCCAUAGUAGACGCAAUCAUGCUACAAUUACUACACACCGGAUACAUAAAUAACAGAGCUCGCAUGAUCACCGCAUCAUUUUUGGCCAAAAAUCUCUUGGUAGACUGGCGUUACGGAGAACGCUGGUUCCGCAAGCACUUGAUAGAUUACGAUGUAGCGUCCAAUAUUGGCGGAUGGGGUUUCUGCUCCAGUACAGGUGUCGAUUGUCAGCCUUACUUUCGUGUUUUCAACAUGACCUUGCAAAGUCAAAAGUUCGAUCCAGAUGGAAAGUUUAUCCGACGUUGGUUACACCUUCCACACACUACAGACGUCCACCAGCCAUCGAAUACAGCAAUUGUAGACUUAAAGGAAUCAAGAGAAAGGGCCCUAGAGAAAUACAGAGAAGUAAUGUAA
Messenger RNA from Kluyveromyces marxianus DMKU3-1042, 1716 nucleotides. RefSeq names its product deoxyribodipyrimidine photo-lyase PHR1 (gene PHR1). Lineage: Eukaryota; Fungi; Ascomycota; Saccharomycetes; Saccharomycetales; Saccharomycetaceae. Gene Ontology annotation, biological process: circadian regulation of gene expression; entrainment of circadian clock by photoperiod. The transcript has a single exon. Gene Ontology annotation, molecular function: FAD binding; DNA binding. The coding region runs from base 1 to 1716 and encodes 571 amino acids. Gene Ontology annotation, cellular component: cytoplasm; nucleus. The record is from RefSeq and is a predicted model, not a curated record.